Betta splendens (Siamese fighting fish) is the source of this 929-nucleotide messenger RNA. It is a transcript of the gene ndufs3, whose product is annotated as NADH:ubiquinone oxidoreductase core subunit S3. The transcript is spliced from 7 exons. Bases 94 to 885 code for a protein of 263 amino acids. The record is from RefSeq and is a predicted model, not a curated record. Gene Ontology annotation, molecular function: NADH dehydrogenase (ubiquinone) activity. Lineage: Eukaryota; Metazoa; Chordata; Actinopteri; Anabantiformes; Osphronemidae.
GUAGUAUGCAUCAUCUUAUUAUUGUAAGCUCCUCCCCGCCACCAGGGGGCGACAGUUCGCCAACAGCCAGUUCUCUGACCGCACGCAUCAAACAUGGCGGCGUCGCUGGUUCGGUUUGUCCGCGGAGGUCUUGGAAGGAGUUUUAACAUUGGAAGGAGCUCGUGUCUCCUGCAGCAGCAGCAGCAGCACAGGCGGCAGAGCUCCACCACUGAGACCAGCCCCACUGUUAGGGCUAAGGAUGCUGUCACUCACAACCAGCUGGCAGUGUUUGGGGAGUAUGUGGCUGAAAUCCUGCCCAAAUACAUCCAACAGGUCCAGGUGACAUGUUAUAAUGAACUGGAGGUCAUGAUCCAUCCUGAUGGAGUGGUCCCAGUGCUGACCUUCCUGAGAGACCACACUAAUGCCCAGUUCACCAACAUGACUGACCUGACUGCUGUGGACAUCCCAACACGACAGAACCGCUUUGAGAUCGUCUACAACCUGCUGUCACUGCGCUACAACUCUCGUAUUCGGGUUAAGACAUACACGGAUGAGUUAACGCCCGUGGACUCUGCAGUUCCUGUUCACAAGGUUGCCAACUGGUACGAGAGGGAGGUGUGGGACAUGUACGGCGUGUUCUUUACCGGCCACCCAGACCUGAGACGGAUUCUUACAGACUAUGGUUUCGAGGGUCACCCCUUCAGAAAGGAUUUUCCUCUGUCUGGUUACGUUGAGGUGCGUUAUGAUGACGAGGUGAAGCGAGUGGUUGCCGAGCCUGUGGAGCUGUCGCAGGAGUUCAGGAAGUUUGACCUGAACUCACCCUGGGAGGUGUUCCCCGCCUUCCGGGAGCCCAAAGAAGCUGCUCCCAAGCUGGAGGCAGGUGACAAGGCCCCUGAGAAGAAGUGAUGUGCUUCCAUUUAGUGUCCACACCAUCUCCUCCGUCUGUCUGU